UUAAAGGGCCCUCGCAGUCCCGCGGCUGCCUCUUCUGGGGCUCCACCGACCCCCCGUCCGAGCGGCAGGCCAGACCAAUCGCUCCCUCAGCCGCCGGCUCCCCUUCACCAGGCCCCAGACCGCCACACGAAGAUGGAGGACAGAAGGCGACUCCCGCUCUCCCUGGAGGAAAGUAACAGGGCCAAAGCGCUGACCGUGUGGGAGCGGAUCCUGGAGGACGUCUCGUGUCCCCGGUAUUCUGGGCCGCCCGUGUAUCACCUGAGAACGCUGCAUCGGUACAGCGUACAUCUGAGCGACUACGUGCCCGAGGCGAAGCGCGGGGACCUGAUCGCCGACUCGCUGUUUGAUCUCCAGCUGCAGAGGGAACUGGAAGUAAGCGGUGCGCUGAACUGGAGCGAGCGAGGACGCAGCCUGCACGCGCUGAAAAACGCAGGUCAAAGCAACGGCCUCUUGGAUGCGGUUUCUGUGUGCAUGUGGGGAGUGAGUGACAGCGAUAUGGUGCUGCGGACAGCUCUCUAUAACACUAUGGCGCAAGGUAGCCCCGCCCACCUUCGUAUCGCCUCGCAAGAGGAGGAAUGGAGUCCAACUGGUCAGCGGGUCACCAACCAGGACUGGAUUGAGGCGGUUGAGCUGGCCAGCCCCAAAGCUAGAGCUGCUAAGGCUGUGGACAGUCCCUGCCAGCGCGUCCACCUGUUUGUGCUGGCCAACGUCAUCCGCAGGCCUAUCAUAGUGGUGGGCGGCAGCGGGGAGGGCUCGGAGGCCGCGGCGGGCUCGACCUCGAACCCGGGCCCGCGGGGGAUAUACGUCCCCUGGCUGUGGGAGGGUGCCGACUGCCACCCCUACCCUGUGGUGCUCGGGAGCUCGUCCCCAUGGCGACGCUUUGCACCCCUGGUGACGGCUGGCAGUGCCCAGGAUGACGAGGACGGGGUGGCCCUACCCCUGGUUUGGGGUACCCCCCGGGGCCUGCGGGAGCUGCCGCUGCAUUUCCCCCCCGACGGGCGCGAGGGGACCCGCCUGUCCUGCCUCAGGGGCUACCUGAAGCUCCGGACCCUUCCGCUGGGCAAGCACACGACCUACGCCGCCAGGUUGAAAGGUCAUAACCUUCCCGAGCCCUUCAGCUUGGUGCAGGACUACUUCAGGCUGGCCAAUCACACGUGCAGUCAGGUCACCCAGGAAGUGAAGCGGGGUGGCAGAGAAGAACAAAAUGGAGGCCUUCCUCUCCCGGCAUGCCCCUCCACCACCUCCUCCUCCUCCUCUUCCUCCUCCUCUUCCUCCCCCUCCGCCGUCUUCUCCAUCACUGCAGGUAGAUGUGCCACGGAACAGUGCCUCUACUUCUGCUCUAAGUCCACCUGGCCCCUGUGUCACAGUUGCCACGACAACAGGCAGCAGCAUCAGCAGCGGCUUCAGGCCAGGAACUGCCCGCCGGAGGGGCGGGGCUUCAACAUCUCUGUCUGUGGGGACACGCCUCCCUCCGACCCUAACCCCGCCCCCUCCUGCAUCCCUUCCGCCGUCGGCGAUGACCUCACCCCCCAGGGGUGGCCCGGCGACCUCCUUCACCGUCCCAGAGUGGGCGGGGCCAAGGACAGCGACUUCCUCUGUGGGCGGUGCCUGUCGUGCAAGACGGAGACGCGCACUUUCAACGGCCUCUGCUUCCGCUGCCUCCAGAGCCAAACCGACCCCCCCGCCCUGCCCCCACCGGACCCCACCGAUACCGCCGACCCCGCUCGGGCGUCGCCAGGCCGGGAGGGGGCUCUGGGGGGGCAGAGGUGCCUCACGCCUGGCUGCGUGUAUUUCGGGACCACCCAACACGCGGGGUACUGCACGGUCUGCUACUGCAUUCAGAAUCAAACACCAAACCGCUCGCCACCCCCAGCACCACCUCUACCUUCCUCCUCCUCCUCCUCCUCCUCUUCCUCCCCCCCGCCCCUGCAGCUCUCCUCCACCCUCAGGAAUCUCCCCCGCUGCGCUAACCCUGCGUGUGACAUGCUGGGAAACUCCGCCUUCAAGGGCCUCUGCGAGCGCUGCUUCCUGGCCAGCCACCAGGGGGCGAUGAAGAGCCAGGCUUCAGAAGCAAUGGCUGUCAGUCAGGGAAGCGACCUGGUGAACAGAAGGCAUCACAGGCCGCCGUCCAAACCGGACCCGCCCGGCGCCGGGGCGGAGAAGGCCGCCGCGGCCCCCGUCGAGAGCAGGCGAAGCCGCAGGGCCUCGCCAGGAAAGUCCCAGGCUUCGGCCGAGCCCGCCAGGCCCAGGACCUGUCUGGGCAGCGGGUGCCCUAACUUCGGCAACUCCAGGUGCCGGGGACUCUGCAACAGCUGCUACAGGAGUCACGUCUGAGCGUCCCGUCCGGACUGGCGACCCGGGGCCGCGAGAAUCGCAUCGGACCGACCGAGACCAGGCUUGCGGCCGAGCCGUACGUCGUAUCUGAGCGAGAGAGUCCCGACUGGCAACCCGGCCAUGUUUCACAGCUGAGACCAGAUGGGCGGCCUGGUCGUGAAUCUUACCUGACUGACAGAGUCCCAGUCUGGCGACCCAGCCUUCAGUUCGCACGGACCCCGUCGGCUACCAAUCACAUCUGACUGACAGAGUCCCAAUCUGGCAACCCAGCCUUCAGUUCGCACAGGCCCCUUCAGCUACCAAUCACAUCUGACUGACAGAGUCCCAAUCUGGCAACCCAGCCUUCAGUUCGCACAGGCCCCUUCGGCUACCAAUCACAUCUGACUGACAGAGUCCCAAUCUGGCAACCCGGCCUGGAGCACAGCCAUGCAGACCUGCCAUUAAUCACAAGCUGAGCGAGUCUAGACUGGCAGCCCCAACAGCAGUGUCAACACCUGAGUCCCAGACUGGCAACCCCCCGACUUCCCAGCAAGCACGGGCGCACUUUAAACUUUAAAUAAAGUUUUUUAAUUUUUGAACUUUUAAGAUUUUUUUUUCUUCUUCCAAAGACAACACAGAUCUAAAUCGGGACAGUUUUGGGGGAAGUGUUUCUCUUUUUUUUAUUUUUUAUUGUUUUAAUAUUCCUCCGCUCUCCACGCAAACUCGGCACCUUGUUGAGAUUCGGUCCAACAAAAGAAAAUAAAUGUGCGUACGUCAAAUUCCAAAUUAAAAACCCUAAUUCAUAUUCCGUCCUAGAGAAGCUCCUGGGAAUCCUGAGUUAUCAGGCUGACGUUCAUAUUAAUAAUAUUAAUAAAACAAGCAGGCGUGCUUCCUGUACUAGUUUACUGUAAGUGAUUUACUCAAUUUAAUAUGCAUUCAGUGCAGAUCUCACAUUAAUAAUGAGAGAUAUGUUCAUAUCAUCAUUUAUACCGCAUCUUUAUCAGAGGAAAGGACUUUCAUUGGGGGCAGCUUAUUGUUGUUUAUGUUUGCCCCUAGUGUACAAGGCUGCUGUACAGCUGAAAUACCAAUGCUCGAUUGUGCCGAGAUUACAUUAAAAAGGGUUUCCGUUUUCUUAGAAGAAUAAUUUGGACCUUGUGUGCCUUUUGUGUUUUCCUGGUAGAAGUGUCACCGCUGCGCAGCAAAUGUUUGGUGUUGCUUCAACUCUUACGAGAAUUGUCAUUCAGGUCCAUUUGAGAUUGGGGGGAGGGGGAUUCCAUGAAGCAGGAUUGCUGCAUUAGCUGGAUAAGUGUAGUGAGUGAAACCUGGAACAGCUCUUUGCUACAGUCCAUGUUCCAGUUUUGGGAGGGUUCUGGGUUUUCACUCAGUGCAGUUAGUCCAGUGAACUCAGUAAUCCUGCUUCGUAUGAAACAGGGCGCAGAUUUGCUCCGGUCAGAGUUGAUUAAACGCUGAAUGUUUUUUUUCUGUGCACCUGCUAGCCUUGCAUAAUUUGCCUCUGUCCUCUUCUUUGUGGUCUUGUUGGAACAGGCUGUGUCGGCCGCCUCCGUUCUGCUAAUGCCGCGGCAGACGUGUCGCUUCACAGUAACGUCCCCCCUGCAACACGUGCCCUUUGGCUUGUUGGUUCCCCUCUGCUGGGGAAUGUCAACAGCAGCCACACUGUAUGUGUGUGCACGUGUGCGUGUGCGUGCGCGUGGUCAUGGCAACCCUUCGCACCUGUGUCCGUGUGUGGAAAGACCUGCUGCAGUGCAAACAACGGCUGUGAAACAAAGGCCUCAAGCCUUAAAGUGGAGAACUGAAACUUGAGGGCAGGUUAUGUCCGUGCUUUUGAUGGAGAACUGAACCUUGUGGACCAGAUUACGUCCGUGCUUUGAGUGCGGGUUGCUUUCCACGUGUGCAAGUAGUGCGGGAAAUUAUAUUUAUUAUUAAAAACUGCAAACCCGAACACAAAUUGACUGGUCCUAUUUAAAAUUUAGCAAAAUGUCUGUUUGAGCGGCAUGGUGGUGCAGUGGGUAGCACUGUGAGCCUCACAGCAGGAAGGUCCCGGGAUCGAGCUGCACGUAACCCCUGUGUCCACGCGGGUUUUCUCCAGGCACUCCGGUUUCCUCACAGUGCAAAGAUGUGCAGGAUGGUUAAUCGGAGACACUAACUUGCCCAUAGGUGUGAGUGACUGGUGAGUGAAUGGUGCGUGUGCCCUGCGAUGGAUUGGUUACCUGUCCAGGGUGUAUUCCUGCCUCUCGCCCAAUGCACACUGGGAUAGGCUCCAGCACCCCCCCGUGCCCCUGCCCAGGAUGAAUUUUGUGCAAGAAACAUUAUGUCUUGUAAGGAAACACACCAUAUCUACUUGCACUAAUGUAUUUCAACUUAGUUGUUCUGUCUAGGUAACUGAUUAUGAAGACUGUAUUCAAGAGCAACUGCACCCCCUAGUGGUAAAACUCAGCAAUUGACUUCAGCUCUCAAUGGCAGCUUCCAGAAAGGGCUGGCAAGUUUACUUUGAAGUAUUACACGAGAAAAUAAAACA
Messenger RNA from Anguilla anguilla (European eel), 4849 nucleotides. Its product is annotated as tumor necrosis factor alpha-induced protein 3-like. Gene Ontology annotation, molecular function: DNA binding; zinc ion binding. The transcript has 9 exons. The record is from RefSeq and is a predicted model, not a curated record. Lineage: Eukaryota; Metazoa; Chordata; Actinopteri; Anguilliformes; Anguillidae. Bases 133 to 2334 code for a protein of 733 amino acids.